Messenger RNA from Penicillium cinerascens, 1869 nucleotides. RefSeq names its product acyclic terpene utilization AtuA family protein. Bases 1 to 1869 code for a protein of 622 amino acids. Lineage: Eukaryota; Fungi; Ascomycota; Eurotiomycetes; Eurotiales; Aspergillaceae. The transcript has 3 exons. The record is from RefSeq and is a predicted model, not a curated record.
AUGAUCUACUCAAAGAGUGCUCGCGCUUCGGGCUCCGCCUCAGACCGCCGCCAUGCGAUUGCGGAAUUUGCACGGCAUCACCCGACGGACCCGGUGGAUGUCAUCACCGCCGAUUUCAUGAGCGAGUUCAACAUGGCCACUGCCGCGGGUCGGCGAGUGGACCAGGCAUCCGCCCCAGAUGCACCACCAGCAUACGACCUCUCAUUUUUGGAGGCAUUGGAUCCUGCGCUGGAAGAUCUAGCCAAGUAUGGAAUUAAAAUAGCGGUCAAUGCAGGUGUCACAGACACAAACGGCCUAUAUGAGGCGGUCAUACAGAUGGUCCAGAAGAAGGGGCUGGAUUUGAAAGUUGCGUGGGUGUCUGGAGACGAAGUGCUUCCUGCUGUGUCGAGAUCGUUGGCGGCUGGAGAAUCCGAAUUCCGCAACAUCUACACGGGGGAACGACUGGCGGACUGGUCCUUCGAGCCGAUCUACGCGCAAUGCUAUCUGGGAGGGCUGGGCAUCGCCGCUGCACUCGCCGAGGGUGCAGAUAUUGUGCUGUGUGGACGAGUAUCCGAUGCAUCACCCGUGAUUGGCGCGGCCUACUGGUAUCACGGCUGGCAACGUGACGAGCUGGACAAGCUCGCCAACGCGUUUGUCGCGGGCCAUCUCAUCGAAUGCAGCAAUUAUGUUUGCGGAGGGAACUUCACCGGGUUCAAGACCCUGGAACAUGGUGGCGGCUGGGAGAAUAUCGGAUACCCGAUUGCUGAGAUCUCCAAGGAAGGGGACGUGAUCAUUACGAUGCAGAAGCACGCAUCGGGCGGUGCGGUGACUGUCGACACUUGCAAAUCACAGUUACUGUAUGAGAUCCAGGGACCCUGGUACUUUAACUCGGACGUCACAGCGGUGCUGAAUGGCAUCCACUUCGAACAGCGAGGCAUCAAUCGAGUGGCCGUCCACGGGGUACGGUCCGGCCCCCCUCCGCCCACCACCAAGGUCGGCAUCACCGCUCGCGGGGGGUUCCAGGCCGAGGCUUGGUGGUUCCUGACUGGACUAGACAUCGAAGACAAAGCGCGAAUGCUGGAGGUGCAGAUUCGCCGGUUGCUGGCUCCGUCCUCGAACCGGUUCACCGUACUCAAGUUCGAUCUCCUGGGCUCCAGUCAGCCCGAUGCACGGGAUCAGAACCGUGCCACGGUGCCACUGCGGAUCGUGGUGCAGGCGCCGCGUGCGGAGGACCUGGCACCGGUGCGAUUCUUGAAACCGAUCACGGACAACAUCAUGGCUGGGUACCCCGGGGCCACCUUCCAUCUGGAUAUGCGCCAAGGUUUCCCUCGCCCUCUGUUCGAGUACUAUGUGACCCUUCUGCCACAGCAGGACGUGCAGCAUCGCGUGCAUCUUCCCUGGAAACCUACGGCGCACACUCGGGUUCUCGACCUUGCACCUCCGCCACGCACCAAAACGUACCCCUCUCGACAACCUUCACUGGCGAUCACCCAUACGGAAAAGCCAGUCGACCUGGCCCAUGAUUUUGGACCCACCAUGCGCGGGCCGCUAGGAUGGAUUGUCCAUGCCCGCUCGGGGGACAAAGGAGCUGACUCCAACUGCGGAUUUUGGGUCCGCUACCGCGAUGAGUACCUGUGGCUCCGCACCCUGUUGUCGGAAGAGACGGCGCGGGUAUUGCUGGGGGAGACCGGCCGCACUCAGUCGCAGCUAGAGAUCGAGCGCUUCGAGCUGCCGGGUCUACAUGCAGUACACUUCCUAUUCCGUAAUUUGUUGGAUCGCGGGGUCGGGGUGACAAGCACGGUGGACGUGUUGGGGAAGAACGUCGCGGAAUUCCUGCGGGCGCGGCACGUCGAUCUUCCCGUGCGCUUUCUGAACCGGGGAAAACUAUAA